CGCCCGCUCGCCCCCGGCCCCGGCUCCUCCUCCUCCUCUUCUCGCCAUUGCAGUUGGGAUUCGGCAGCCCGGUGCGCACCGCGUGGCUUUCAGAGGGGAGACCCCGGCAGGCUGUGGCAGGAGGGCGGCGGCGGCGGCUGUGGUCAGGGCAGGGGACGCCCACAAGAUAGUUGAAGUAUUGAUAACACCAAGGAAAUCUGUCACAAUUUGAAAAGAUAAGCAAAAAUUUGAUUUCCAGACACUACAGAAAAAGAAGUAAAAAUGGCUUUGUGUCAUCAUCACAUCGUCACAAGAAGAAGAGGAAAGCGUCCAGUGCGAAUUUUUGUGAAUGAUGAUCGCCAUGUGAUGGCAAAGCAUUCUUCCGUUUAUCCAACCCAAGAGGAGCUGGAGGCCGUCCAGAACAUGGUGUCGCACACGGAGCGGGCUCUCAAAGCUGUGUCCGACUGGAUAGAUGAGCAGGAGAAGGGCAGCAGCGAGCACGCGGAGUCGGAGAACAUGGACGUGCCCCCGGAGGACGAGACCAAAGAAGGGGCCGGGGAGCAGAAGACGGAGCACAUGACCAGAACCCUGCGGGGGGUGAUGAGGGUGGGCCUCGUGGCCAAGGGCCUGCUGCUCAGGGGGGACCUGGACCUGGAGCUGGUGCUGCUGUGUAAGGAGAAGCCCACGACCGCCCUCCUGGACAAAGUGGCCGACAACCUGGCCAUCCAGCUCGCUGCUGUCACAGAAGACAAGUACGAAAUCCUCCAGUCUGUCGGUGAUGCCGCCAUUGUGAUAAAAAACACAAAAGAGCCGCCGUUGUCCCUCACCAUCCACCUGACGUCCCCUGUUGUCAGAGAAGAGAUGGAGAAAGUGUUAGCUGGAGAAACGCUAUCAGUCAACGAUCCCCCGGACGUUCUGGACAGGCAGAAAUGCCUUGCUGCCUUGGCGUCCCUCCGACACGCCAAGUGGUUCCAGGCCAGAGCCAACGGGCUGAAGUCGUGUGUCAUUGUCAUCCGGGUCCUGAGGGACCUGUGCACCCGCGUGCCCACCUGGGGUCCCCUCAGAGGAUGGCCCCUCGAGCUUCUCUGUGAGAAGUCCAUCGGCACGGCCAACAGACCCAUGGGGGCCGGCGAGGCCCUGCGGAGAGUGCUGGAGUGCCUGGCGUCGGGCAUCGUGAUGCCAGAUGGUUCUGGCAUUUAUGACCCUUGUGAAAAAGAAGCCACUGAUGCUAUUGGGCAUCUAGACAGACAGCAACGGGAAGAUAUCACACAGAGUGCGCAGCACGCUCUGCGACUUGCUGCGUUUGGCCAGCUCCAUAAAGUCCUGGGGAUGGACCCUCUGCCUUCUAAGAUGCCCAAGAAACCAAAGAACGAAAACCCAGUGGACUACACGGUUCAAAUCCCCCCCAGUACCACCUAUGCCAUUACACCCAUGAAGCGCCCCAUGGAGGAGGAUGGGGAGGAGAAGUCACCCAGCAAAAAGAAGAAGAAGAUUCAGAAGAAAGAGGAGAAGGCGGAGCCCCCCCAAGCUAUGAAUGCCUUGAUGAGGCUGAACCAGCUGAAGCCGGGGCUGCAGUAUAAACUGGUUUCCCAGACUGGGCCUGUCCACGCGCCCAUCUUCACCAUGUCUGUGGAGGUAGACGGCAACUCAUUCGAGGCCUCCGGACCGUCCAAAAAGACCGCCAAGCUGCACGUGGCGGUUAAGGUGUUACAGGACAUGGGCUUGCCCACCGGUGCUGAGGGCAGGGACUCCAGCAAGGGGGAGGACUCAGCUGAGGAGGCGGAGGCCAAGCCGGCCGUGGCGGCCCCCCCGCCCGUGGUGGAGACCGUCGCUACCCCCAGCGCCGCCUUCCCCUCGGAUCCCACUGCUGAGCAGGGGCCGAUCCUCACCAAGCAUGGCAAGAACCCAGUCAUGGAGCUGAACGAGAAGAGGCGCGGCCUCAAGUAUGAGCUCAUCUCGGAGACCGGGGGCAGCCAUGACAAGCGCUUCGUCAUGGAGGUCGAGGUGGACGGACAGAAGUUCCAAGGUGCUGGCUCGAACAAAAAGGUGGCGAAAGCAUACGCUGCACUGGCUGCGCUUGAGAAGCUGUUCCCCGAUGCCCCCCUCGCCCUCGAGGCCAACAAGAAGAAGAGAGCCCCCGUGCCCGUCAGAGGUGGACCCAAGUUUGCUGCUAAGCCACAUAAUCCUGGGUUUGGCAUGGGGGGCCCAAUGCACAAUGAAGUGCCCCCGCCCCCGAACCUUCGAGGGCGGGGCAGAGGAGGGAACAUCCGCGGUCGAGGGAGAGGGAGAGGAUUCGGUGGCGCCAACCAUGGAGGCUACAUGAAUGCUGGCGCCGGGUACGGCAGCUACGGGUAUGGAGGCAACUCGGCGACGGCCGGCUACAGUCAGUUCUACAGCAACGGAGGGCACUCCGGGAAUGCCGGCGGAGGAGGCGGCGGGGGCGGUGGGGGCUCCUCCGGCUAUGGCUCCUACUACCAAGGCGACAGCUACAACUCACCUGUGCCCCCGAAGCACGCCGGGAAGAAGCAGCCGCACGGGGGCCAGCAGAAGCCCUCCUACGGCUCGGGCUACCAGUCACACCAAGGCCAGCAGCAGCCUUACAACCAGAGCCAGUACAGCAGUUACGGCCCCCCGCAGGGCAAGCAGAAAGGCUACAGCCACGGCCAGGGCAACUACUCCUCCUACUCCAACUCCUAUGGCUCCCCCGGGGGCGGGGGCGGCGCGGACUACAGUUACGAGAGCAAAUUCAACUACAGCGGUAGUGGAGGCCGAAGCGGCGGGAACAGCUACGGCUCAGGCGGCUCAUCCUACAACCCAGGGUCACACGGGGGCUACGGCGGAGGUUCUGGGGGCGGCUCCUCAUACCAAGGCAAACAAGGAGGCUACUCGUCACAGUCCAACUACAACUCCCCCGGCUCUGGCCAGAACUACAGCGGCCCGCCCAGCUCCUACCAGUCCUCACAGGGCGGCUAUGGCAGGAACGCAGACCACAGCAUGAACUACCAGUACAGAUAAGGCCGCCAGGCGAAGACCUGUCCCUUCUGCACUCGCCCCCGUUGUCAGAUUGUUUUACGCAGUUAACACGCCCGCGGCCCCGCCCCGCCCACGUCGCCGUGUCGGGAGGCACAGCUGCUCUCCCCGCGGCCGUCCUCUGACCUGUAUGUAGCCGUGUUUGGACUCGUGUCUUCAAUGGUUUGUUAGUUGCCAUUACAACUUUGUCAAGUAGGGUUUUUGAGUUCUCGCAGUUCCGUAUCCCUCUGUCUAUUUACACUUGGUGUUAGUGUUAACUCAGUUUGUCUCUAAAUAGUUCUGGAAGGGAUACGUCAUCUGUUCCUGCUUUUGUGAAGUGAGUUACACAGCUUUCUGUAUUUUAAUGCUUUAGUGUUUCAGUUUUAUAAGUGAAGAUUUUAUUUUAAAAACCAGUGGGAAAGAGUGGGGUUUUUGUAUGUCUGGAUCAUUCAGGCAGUACAUCUGAAUUAAGCUGAAUGUAGACGAAUAAAGAAAACAAAACUCUG
Molecule: messenger RNA, 3494 nt
Organism: Ceratotherium simum simum (southern white rhinoceros)
Lineage: Eukaryota; Metazoa; Chordata; Mammalia; Perissodactyla; Rhinocerotidae
Gene: ILF3
Product: interleukin enhancer binding factor 3
Cellular component (GO): precatalytic spliceosome
Molecular function (GO): double-stranded RNA binding; single-stranded RNA binding
Source: RefSeq, a predicted model, not a curated record